Messenger RNA from Dreissena polymorpha, 609 nucleotides. Its product is annotated as toll-like receptor 4. Bases 1 to 609 code for a protein of 202 amino acids. The transcript has 3 exons. The record is from RefSeq and is a predicted model, not a curated record. Gene Ontology annotation, cellular component: membrane. Lineage: Eukaryota; Metazoa; Mollusca; Bivalvia; Myida; Dreissenidae. Gene Ontology annotation, molecular function: transmembrane signaling receptor activity; protein binding. Gene Ontology annotation, biological process: toll-like receptor signaling pathway; immune response.
AUGUCAGGUUUAUCGACCGGAACAGUCGAUGAUUGUGAAGGUUGUGAAAAUCUGCAUGAACUUGAUUUACAUUAUAAUCAAAUCACAGAGAUUGAAAAACAUGCUUUUGUAAAUAUCACCAAUUUAACAAUUCUUGACAUAUUUCGGAAUUUGUUUCCGGUGUACAUUUUACAAAACUAUCAAUUCGAUGCUUUCAUAUCGUAUGCUGAAGACAAUACACGUUUCAUACUUGAUGACGUGAUUCCUCGUCUGGAGACGGAGAAUGUGUCACUUUGUCUUCACCAAAGAGACUUCCUCCCUGGCAACGCAAUUUCCGACAACAUUAUUCACGCCAUCCAGAGCAGCAGAAGGACGGUUGUCAUAUUGUCAAUUGCCUUUCUGAGGAGUAAGUGGUGCAUGUACGAAUUCAACAUGGCGCGAAUGGAGAGCAUAUAUUCUAGGGGGGAGGAUAUUUCGCUUGUAAUUGUGAUGCUAGAACCUGUUCCAAAUAGCACUUUGCCGUUGGAAAUGUUAAGAUGGAUCCAAGAAAAUAGUUAUAUUGAAUACACAAUAGACCACGAAGGAAACGAUCUUUUCUGGAAUAAAUUGAAAAGAGUGAUAACAACUUAG